CGCAGCCGGCGGUGCAGAGAAAAGAAGACUCGAGGCCGAGAGAAGAAUACUGGGCGGUGCCGCCGCAAGCAUGGCGAGGCCGCGUCCGUCGCUCCAAAGGCGCGCUGCGGCAUCUGCGGCAGCAGCAAGCAAGCUCAGGGCGGUGCGCCGCACCGUCCCCCUGAAAGCCUCCGCGGCGAGUCGCUCCGGUCUGCGGAAAGCCGCGACGGCGUUAGCAGCGCGCAGCGCGGGAAGGACGAGGGCGGGGGCGGGGAAGACUCCCGCCAAGACACCCAGGACUCCCGCGAAGAAGGUUCCGACCAAAGCUACCCCAGGCAAGUCGACUCCUGGCAGGUCGACCCCGGGAAAAGAGACCCCGGCCAAGACGACCCCGGCCAAGGCGACCCCCACCAGAAGGUCCGCGGAUCGCCGGCAGGCCGCUCAGACCAAUGGCGCGCGCACAUCGAGCUCUGCUGUCGCAUCCGCAGGGAAGGCUCGGGCGACGCGCAAAGCCGCCACGCCUGCGGCGGCGAAGACGGCGCCAAAAUCGGAGCCUCGCAAGCGAGCGAGGCGCGAUGCCCUGGCGGAGGAAACCGAGGAGGAGGUGGAGGAGGUGGCGGAAGUGGCGGAAGAGGCGGAAGUGGCGGAGGUCGCGGAAGUGGCAGAAGUGGCGGAAGUGGUCACAGCGGUGGGCGAAAGUGGUGGGCGGCGGAGGAGCCUGCGCGCGCACAAGUCUCCCGCCUUCUACCAAGUGGCGGAGUGGCGCUCGCCCGCCGCGCGCAGAGCUGGUAGAUCCGGGGACUCGUCGGACGAGGAGGAGGACGACGACAAGGAGGGGGAGGAGGACGAGGAAGUAGAGGAAGGGGAAGACGCGGAGGAGGAAGCGGAGGGCGAGAAGCCGGGCAAGGGAAGGAAGCGAGCGCGUGGUCGAGCGGGGGGGGGUGCUGGCGCGCUGGUGAGGGUCAGGGGGGGAGUGAAGGUAAAGGCAGGGCGAGCGCUGAAAGUUGUAAAGGCAGCGAAGGCGGCAAAAGCGGAGAAGAAGUUUCUCGGGCGAGGGAAGAUGAAACUCGUGGAUGUGUCUCCGGCGCAUCUCCGCGCAUUGAACGCGAUGCAUGAUCCCAUGGCGCAUGUGCGCCCUGCCUCCGUCGAUUCCUCCUGCUGCACGCGCUGCGCGAGCCGCGAGGCGUUUCGCGCGGUGCGCACGCGCAGCGCGGCGCUGCUGGCCGCCGUGCUGGCGCGCUCCGCGCGCGCGAAAGUGGCGGACCCGCACCUGGAGUGGUCCGCGGAGUGCCACGUGGACCCGCUGCGCGCGGCGCUGCUGGCGGGGGAGGUGCGGCUGGCGCGCAUGCUUCUUCUGGACCGCGACAGGCAGGAGGCGAACGGGCUGCUGGGGCAAUCGGGCGGGGGAGGCGCGGGGGAAGAGGGGGAGGACGCGGUAGUGAUUGAUGAUGAGGAUGAUGAGGAAAGGGAGGAGGGGGGGGAGGAGGGUGAGGGGACGGAGGAGGCUGGGGAAGAGGGAGGUGGCACGGAGAUGGAGGAGGAGGAGGAAGCAGAAGAAGAGGAGGAGGAAGAGGCACAGGUGGGCACGAGGCGCAAGAAGCACGGCAGGGGGAGGAAGGGGAAAGGGAAGGAGGACGGCAAGGGAGAAGCGAAGGCGAAGGCUGGCGAGAAGCGCAAGGCAGCGAAGGACAAGCCAAGCGCAGCAGAGAAGGCAGAGAAACCGGAGGAGAGCCGCGUGGUAACUGCCCGGGCGCGACUCCCGUUGAGCUCCCUGGCGAGCAUCGGCACGGGCACCAAGUCGUUCUACAUGCUGGGUUCCGCCACGCGCCAGCUCGAGGCCAGCCGCGGCGGCAAGGAGGGCAACAACGCGUUUCUUAGCGACCCGCUCCCGCGCUCCGACUCCUUCCGCGACUACUUCUCAUUCGCCGCGCAGCGCUCGUCCGUCGCCGCGCUGCAGAUGAUGGCGGCUACCCCCGACCCCUCCGCGCCCGGGUAUCUCAAGCCGCGCGACCCCGCGCACCCCGUGCCGUCACGCCUCGCGAUCUGCCUGGAGCUCGCGGGGAGCGGGCUGGUCUACGAGGCCGCGGAGGCGGGGAAUCUCCCCGCCGCGGCGCACCUGCUGAAGCUGUGCCGCGGCGCGGACGGCAGCGGGGACUCGAGCUACGGUUUCAACGCAGUGCAUGAGUUCGCCGUGGGACCCGCGGAUGGGAAGCUGGGCGCGGACGUGCGGGGGAUUUCGGUGCUGAAACACGCGGGGUGGGGCAACCAGCAGGUGACUCCUGUGCACCUGGCGGCGCUACAGCCGGACGCGCGCGUGUUGAAGCAGCUGGUGGCGCGCGCGGGGCCGCUGGCGCUGCAUGUGACGGACGGCAAGGGGCGGAAACCCAUCCACUUCGCGGCGGUGGCGGCGGGGAGCGCGGCGUGUCUCGAGUGGCUGGUGAGCCAGGGGGUGAGCGCGGACGAGAAGGACCGCCAGGGCCACACGCCUCUGCGCCGCGCGCUGGCGUUUGGGCGCCCGCACACCGCCCGCCUGCUGCUGCCCAAGCCGGCUGCUGCGGGAGGCAGCAGCGGCGGUGGCGGCGGUGCUGCUGCGGCGGACGAGGAGGAAGAAGACGGGGAGGAGGCAAGAGGGGGAAAAGCAAGGAGAGGCAAGGCUGGAGCUCCCGUGAGUAUAGCAGACCUAGUGCUCAACACUCCCCUGGACAAGCGCACGCCGCAGACUCUCCUGCAUGUGACAGCAUGGGAGUGCCUGUACAUGCCACCCACCGUGGCCGCAGACAUCAUAGAGCUUCUCAUCCGUGGGGGGGGAGACCCGCUUGUACCCUCCAAGGACAAGAAGCUCACCACGCUGCACAUUCUCUCUGCGCUGGGACUGGAGGGGGCUGUGGAGAGGGUUCUAUCGCUCGUGGCGGCGGGGAGCGAUGGGGAGGCGCGCGUGGUGAAGCUGCUGCUGGCGCCGGACAAGCUCGGGCGCAACGCGCUGGUCGUCGCGGCACGCAACUCGCAGUUUUCCGUUCUCCGCGCUCUCCUGCGCCGCGGAGUCCCCGCGGACAGCGCGGACUCGAGCAGCAACACGGCGCUGCACUACGCGUGUGCGUACGGGUGCAAGGGCGCGUUAGAACUCCUACUAGCAGCGGGUGCGGACCGUGAUCGGCUCAACAUGUGGAAGCUGUCGGGGCUGUUUCUGGCCGUGCUCAAGGGCCACAUGGGCAUCGCCACCGCCCUCCUCUCCUCCCCUGCUGCCGCUGCCGCUGCUGCCGCUGCUGCUGCUGCUGCUGCUGCUGCUGCUGCUGCUGCUGCUGCUGCUGCACCGCCGCCGCAGCAGCAGCCUGCAGCAGCGCUUCCCGCUGCGCUUCCGCCUGCUGCGGCUGUGCCGCUGCUGCUGCCGGCUGAUGCUGCUGACGGGCACAUGGAUACAGAGGGAGGUGAAGGGGGGGAGGGAGAGAAGGGGGGUGAGGAAGCGAGCCAAGUGGUUCCCUCCUCCUCCCCCUCCUCCGCUGCUGCUUCAGUGGCGCUGAGUGGUGCAGUGAAUGCGGUGGACAGCGAUGGCAAGUCUCUCUUACACCACGCUGUGACCCUCAAGCAGGCUGACCCCACCCUGUGCCUCUCCCAGGUCUCCUUUCUUGUCUCCCACGCCAUCUCCGCCGCCACCAAAGACGCCCGCGACGGCCAAACCGCUCUGCACCUCUUUGCAUCGCUCCGCCCCAUUUCCCGCCUCGACGCGCGCAUCACUGGAGCCAUUCUCUCUGCGCGUGGCGCAGACGUGGAUGCGGAGGAUGGCGAGGGGCGCACGGCGCUGCAGCUGGCAGCGGAGCAGCUCAACGUGCGCGUGCUGCGCGCGCUCCUCCGCAGCCCCACCUGCCGCGCCGCCCUCACCCACCGCGACCGCCACGGGGUCACGCCGCUGCUGGCGGCUCUGCGCUGCGAGGCGCCCCAGUUGGUUGAGAACAAUCUCGCUAACGGGUACCGCGGGUGGUGGGGGCGGAAGCCAGUGGAGCAGGUAGACAAAGAGGUGCAGCGCACCCUAGACGAGUAUUACCGCCGCUGGGGGGCGUUCUGUCGCCGGCAGCGGGCCGCCGUGACCCUGCUGCUGCGCGCUGCGGUGGAUCGGUCGGUGACGGAAGAAGCGGCCGCGGCGGCAGGGUUGGUGGAAGACGGGGAGGGGGGAUUCGACUGGGGGUGGGUGAACGCGCAGACCAAGGAGGAAGGCGACUCGGCGUUGCACCUGGCGCUACGCGCAUGCGAGCCGGCAUCCCUCCUGCGGCUGCUGCUCCAGCCAGACGUGCGGGCGCAUCUCGCGCUCAACCUGCGCAACAAGGCAGGCGUCACGCCUCUCGCCGCCGCUGUGACACGCACCCUGCAGAACCCCCACAGCGCGGCGGAGCGCUACAUGAAGCAGGCGCGCAGAACAAGGGACAGCGAGUACCCCGAGCUCAAAGCCUCCAACCCCUUCCGCCGUGCCGCGCAGGGGGAAGCCGCGCCUGGGGGAGCGGCUGUGGGGGAGGGUGGUGCGGGGGAGGGUGGUGCGGGGGAGGGUGGUGCGGGGGAGGGUGGUGCGGGGGAGGGUGAGGGAGAAGGUGCCGGUGGCGGUGCAGGCAGUGGCAUGGAGCAGGAGCAGGAGCAGGCGCAGGUGAGGGACCCCCCUGAGGGUGCGCUUGCGGCGGUUCCAGAUGCGCCUCAGAACAAAGCGAGGCCGUCCUCUCAGGGUGCAGCGCAGAGGGAUUUCGUGGAGUGCGUGGAAGCGCUGCUGCAGGCGGGGGCCGACGUGCACGCGCACGCUGUGGCCCGCGUGCGCAGAGCUGUGAGGUACAUUGUGAGGAGCAGUGACGUGAAGGAAGCUCUGCGCGACAAGGCGCUGAGCAAGGCUGAGCAGGAGGAGGGCGUGGGGAAAGUGCAGGGGCACGUGGUGCUGCGGGUGGCGGGGGAGAGCGUGGAGGUGCAGAGAUCGCUAGUCUCGCUUCUCAUGGCUAAUGCGAGUGCCACCAGCCUGCCUGCUGCUGUGCGUGACCGCUGCAUUCGCCGGCUGCUGGCGGCGGGGGCGCCCGUGGAUGCGGGGUGCGAGGAAGACGGGUCUGCUCUGCACGUGCUGGCCGUGGUGAUGGGCGCUCGUGAACCCCUGCCGCUGCUGGAGCUGCUGGCUGCUGCUGGCGAGCAGAAGCAGAAGAGCGGGCAGCAGCCGCUGCAGCAGCAAGGCGGGGAGGUGCAGCAGCGGCGGCCGUUGCUGGCAGAGCUGGCGUGCAAGGCGAACCAGGAGGGGGAUGUGGCGUUCCUGUCCAUCAUCGCGAGAGCCCUGCAGCUCAACCUCCUCCCUGCCACAGACGCGGCUGCUCGCACCGAUGGGCUCGUUGGGGGAGGGGUGGUAGAGGAGGGCAAGGAAGCGGAGAGAGGAGUGGGAGAGGAGGAGGCAGGAGAAGGGGAAGAGGAAGAUGAGGACGGAGGGGGAAGCGAUGGUGAAAGGAGCGGCGAUUCCUCCUCCUCUCCUUCCUCUUCUUCACCUUUCAGUGCUCCCUCCAAGUCUCCUUCCCCUUCUCCUUCCCCUUCUCCUGCUUCUUCAUCUUCCUCCCAGGACCCCUCAAAAAAGAAUCCAGCCAAGCAGUAUCAACUGACACAAGAGUCCUUCCUGCGCUUCCUCGCUCGCUUCCUGCAAGUGUGUCAGCAGGACAUCAAUGCAAGCAAGACGGCCCCGCGCCUGCGAACCUGGGGAAACGUGGACCCAGCAGUCAUCCCCAUCAUCUCAGCCAGAGCCCAGCCCAACCUUGGCUUCACCGCUCUGCACCUCACUGCUCGUGCCGGUGGAAACGCUCUGUGGCUGCUGUCGUGGCUGCUGCAGCAGGGCGGGGUGGAUCCUCUGCGCUGCACUGCAAAAGGCUCCACUGCCCUCGCGUGUUAUCUGCAGCAAGGGGGUGGUGGUGGUGGUCGGCAGGUGGAUGUGAAAGUGGUGCGCGCACUGCUGGCUGCAAACGGGCCACAGCAGCAACCGGAGCAGCAGCAGCAGCAGCAGCAGCAGCAGCAGCAGCAGCAGCAGCAGCAGCAGCAGCAGCAGCAGCAGCAGGUGCGCAAAUGCGACGACAGGAAGCGCACACCACUCAUGUUUGCGGUGCAGGCGUCGGCUCUCACGGCGGGCAGGGCGGGCAUCCUCAGCGAGGCCUUUGAGGUGGAAAAGGAGCUCCUGGACGCCGGCGCUGACGUGGCAGCGCGGGACGAGGACGGGCGCAACGUGGUGCAUCUCGUGUUUGUGCGGCUGGGAGAGCGGCACGUGGCGGCAGCGGGAGGUGGGUCUCAUCGGGCUGCUGCGGCAGGGGAGGAGCCGAUUGAGCUGCUCAGCAUGCUCUGUGCCGCUGUCACUGCCGCCGUCGCUGCCGCCGACGCUGCUGCCCUUGCAACCGACUCGACAGCAGGGUUAGCAAGUGGAGGUGGCGGAGUAGGAGUGGCGGGGGUCAUUGACGCAGCGGACCGGUUCGGACGCACCCCGCUGAUGUACGCAUGUGAGGCGGGCGCUCAGAUCUGCACCAAUUUCCUCGUGCGGCGCGGGGCCACACUCGCACGCACGGACGAGGACGACAACGGGGUGUUCCAGCUGGCGCUGCUUGCGGCUCAGCUACCCGUGUGUAUCAAUCUGUUGGACCAUGCGGGGGUGGAUAUUCACCUUCCUGCCACCAACUAUCGUAAGUUUCCCGGUAAGCUGCUCAAAAGGGUUGCACGGGUGGAGCGGCAGGAGAGGAGGAUGGCUGCCGGGGUGGGUGGUGCGGGGGAAGGGGCGGACGGGUGGAGUGACGGGGAAGAGGAGGAGGUGGAUGGGCAAGAGGAGGGAAUGGCGGGGGGUGUGCGUAUGGCGGCGGAGGUGUGGGAGGAGUGGGAGGAGGGUGGGAGUGGGGACGGGCAGGAGAGCAAGGACGGGGGAGAGGGAGCAGGCAGGGCCGGGGAGGAAGAUGCAACCAUGGCAGAUGCCAAGACAGAGGGAGAGGCGGAGGAGGUGAAGAAGACUGGGGCAGGCUCCGAGCAGCAGCAGCUAGAAGCAGCGCGUGUGCAGAUAGCACGAGGCAAGGACGCGUGCAAGACAUCAACCUUCCGUGUGGUGCUAGACCAGGGGUGGAACGGGCUCGCCUAUCUCAUGCUCGACCGCGGCGUCGACCUCCUCACCGCCACCCACGACUGCCUCGCCAGCGGCCACUUCUCCCUGCUCCUCACCCUCCUGCGCCGCGCGCCCCCAGCCGCGCUGCAAGCGCUGCAGCCGGUGUCUGGCAGGACGGUGUUCCACCAGCUGGCACGCGUGCACCACCAGUCCUCCUUCUGCCAGAACUGGCUGCUCACCAUUCUGCAAGUCAUUGAGGCUGCGCUGUCGGGACCGGGAGUGACGGGGCCGGCAGGGGAGAACCCGAUCGGCGCGCUGCUGAACACGAGGGACGUGCUUGGGCAGACCCCGCUGCACCUCGCGUGUGCGGGCGCCAUCACGCCGCUCGUCCAGUGGCUGCUGCCGCGGGGCGACCCUGCUCUUGUCAAUGCAUGCGACGCCGUGGGCUCUGUUCCCCUGCACCGCGUGCUGGGCUGUGCGGUGCUGCACAGGAAGGGAGGGGGGAAUGGUGCUGGUGGUGGUGGUGCUGCUGCUGGUGGUGGUAGUGGCGACGUGCUGCUACCAGAUGUGUACAGGCUGCUGUGCGCGGGGGCGGAUCCCAACGUGGGGCGCCAGGCCAAGCUGCCUCUUGACCUGACCGCCCUUGCCACUGACAGCGGCUCUGACGUUUCGGACAUGGCUGGCAGCAGCGGCGGCGGCGGCGGAGUGGUGCAGCAGACGGUGCGGGCGGCGCUGCGCGCGGAGGUGCUACAGGAGGCCCAGGCGCUGCGCAAGGUGUGCACUCUACCGGCCAUAAUGACGGCCGUGCGGCGGAAAGAUCACCGGCUGACGGAGCUGCUGCUGCGCUUCGGAGCCAACCCGAACCAGUGGGACGCCACUGGAGCAACCGCGCUCACGCAUGCGGUGAGGAGCAACGACCUGCGCAUGAUUACCGUGCUCAUGGGGGGGGAUUGGACCCCCCCCGUGCUGUCUCGAGAGGAGGAGGCUGCCAACGCAGCGCUGAGCAAGAUGACGGUGCCACCUGGCAUGGAGAUCCGCCGCGUAGGCGUGGAUCUGAACCUGGCGCCGGUCCCCCUUGCGCGGUCGGCAUACCACGCAGCAGUGGCUACAUUUGGCCCGUUAGAGCCGUCGUAUGAGAACACUCACCUGCUGAAGGUGCUGCACAGGCUGGUGCUGCUGCAGAGGGGUGAGCGGGCUGGGGAUGCGGCUGGUCAGGCGGCGAGACCCGUGGCGUUCCGGUGGGAAAUGAGGGAUGGUGCGGGGCACACGGUGCUGUAUGAUGCGGGGGCUCAGUCCUCAGGAGUGAUGCUGGACGCUAUCACGGAGAUGACGGGAGGAGGCGAUGCGGCAGGGGAUACAGCAGCUGCUCCUUCAUCAGGUGCCACAGGUGCUGUGACGAUGACUCAUGGCGGCGCUGUGCUGCCAGAGAUAUUUGAAACAGAGAUAGCAGCAGGACGGGAGGAUGCGCAGAAAAAGUUAGAGGCAGCAGAGAAGUGGCUGACAGAGGGCAGUGCGGGAGUGCGUGAGGGGCGAGUGGUGGACGUGGCAGCAGAUGCGAGAGUGAUGCGGGAAGAGUGGGACGCCAAGAUGGAGGCAGCAGCGCAGGCGUGUGGCGCGGAGGUGGACGAGCAUGCAGGGGACCUCCGUGCCACGUGUGUCGUGCUGCGGGAAGUGAAGCGUACUCCAGCCGAUGACGGCAGUGGUGGCGGUGGCAGCAGCGGCGGCGGUGGAGGAGGUGGAGAUUACUCGGUGCUCAUGACGCGAACCGAUGUGGAGUACGGGCGGUAUGGAUUCCACAACUUCUACAAGAUGCAGGUACUGCACAGCACCGCACAGGACCUUUACAUCCUCUUCAACCGCUGGGGGCGUGUGGGCGACGAGGGGGAGCACCAGCAGACGCCCAUGGGGUCCCGUGAGGAGGCGGUGAAGGAGUUUGAGAAGAUCUUCAAGGCUAAGUCAGGGAACGACUGGCAGAAUCGUGGAGAGUUCCAUCCCAAGGUGGGGAAAUACACUCCCGUGCGGGCACGUCCAAAAAGCAAGAAGAAGUCAGGGAAGGGCGAUGGUAAGGGAGAAGGGGAAGGGGGGAGUGAGAGGAGGAAGAUCCCCAAGGGGCAUGUGGAUGAGGAGGUGGAGCUGGUGCUGCCUCUGGCACAGCUGAUAGACAUGCAUGGUGGUUUAAGGAGGAAAGGAGGAGGAGGAGGAGGAGGAGAGGGAGUGCGAGGCGAAGGUGUUGCUGCUGCUGCUGCUGCUGCACCUGCUCUUGUUUCUCUUCCUGCUGCUGAUACUGCAGUGCCUGGCAGUACGGCUCCUGCUGUCGCCGCCGCCGCUGCUGCUACUGGCGAUAACUCCACGCAUUCUGCCGGCGCUACUCCUGCUCCCGCUGCUACUGCCACCCUCGCUGAAGCAUCCGCUGUGGCAGGGCCCAGCCGCCUCCCCAAGGCCAUCCAGUCUUUCAUACGAGUCAUCUGCGACGUGUCAGCGCUGCGAGCGCAAGCCCGGCGCCUGGGCGCAGUGGACACGUGCCUGGCGUUCGGAGACGUGACAGAUGAGGCGCUGGAGCGUGGGCGUGCGGUGCUGGAGCAGAUGAGUGCGCUGGUGCCCACGUAUGAGGCCGUGGGGAAGAAGAUUGAUGGGCUGGUUGCGGAGCAGCAGCGGUUGAUGUUUGAGGAGCACGAGGAGGAUGGGGAGGAGGGAGUGGAAGGGGGGAAGGGGGAAGAGGAGCAUGAGGCCGUGGAGGAUGGAGUUGAGGAGGGUUCUGAGGAUGGCUCGUUGGAUGGUGCAGGGAAGAAGCGUGCGAAGAGGCGCCGCGUGGAGGAGGGCGAGGAUGGCCAGGGGCAGGGAGUGGGUGGGGAGAAGGAAGGGGGGGACGUGCAGAUGCAGUUGGAGGGAGGCGAGGGAGGUGACGGGGAGGGAGGUGGGGGAGAGGGGGGCGGGAAUCAGACCACCCUCGUGGCAGCGGUCAACACGGAGGGUGGUGAUGGUGGCAGCGGCAGCAGCAGCAGCAGGAAGGUAACCCGGGAGCGUAUCGCGGAGGAGAUAAGGGCAGCACAGGCGGAGCGGCGGGGCAUCAGCGAGCAACUGGUGCAGCGCAGCAACGAGUUCUACCAGCUCGUGCCGUCCUCGCAGCACACGCGCAGCCGCAUCCAGUCCAUCCAAUCCCGCCAGGACCUGCUCUCACUGCAGGCGCUGCUCUCCAGCCUGGGGGAGCUCCAGCUCGCGCUCAAGAUGCUCAUCGGCGCGCGUCGCCAGCUGGCGGAGGCGGCGGCUGGGCGGCGCGCAGCCGUCCACCCGCUAGACUACUGCUACCUGGGGUUGGGGACGGACAUGCGGCGCCUGGACCCGCAGAGCCAGCUGUGGCGCGUGCUGGCUCGGUAUGUGUACCGGUCGGCUUCGCGGGAGGAGAUUGAGGUGUAUGAUGUGUUUGCGGUGCGCAGGCAGGGCGAGAGGGAGCGGUUUGACGCGCUCUUAGAGCCGUUCCGUGCGCACCGCCAGCUGCUGUUCCACGGGUCGUCUGUGGCUAAUUUCUGCGGGCUGCUCAGCGGCGGGCUGCGUGUGGCUCCUCCCGAGGCCGAUGUGACAGGGUAUGCUUUCGGCAAGGGUAUCUACUUCGGGGACCAGUUUAAAAAGUCCCUGGGGUACUGCGAUACGGCUGCUCAGCACCACCAUGGGCACUGGAGGAGCGGCCGUGAUCGCGAGGAGGAGGAGGAGGAUGAGGAGGAGGACGGGGAGGAGGAUGGGGAGGGGGUGGGGAGAGGGCAAGCUAUGAAGCAGACGCGGUGCCUGCUGCUGUGUGAGGUGGCGCUGGGGCAAUCGCAGGCGGUGUCAGAGGCAACAUACAUGGAGGAGGCGUUGCCAGGGUCCCACUCCACGUUUGCCAUCGGGAGAACCACUCCCGACCUCUCCCAGUGCCUCUGGACCCCUGACGGCUGCUGCAUCCCUGCAGGGCCUAUCAUCUCCCACAGGGAGAUGCAGGCAAGCAAGGCAGCGCGGCCAGAGGAGUAUGCUCGUGUGUGCAGGUUUAUUACUGCGCCAGAAAAGGGCGGAGGGCCGUGCGUGGAGAGGAACGAGUAUGUGGUGUAUCGUGAGGCGCAGGUUCAGAUGCGUUACCUGUUGUGUGUUGGGCCUCCGAGGAGUAGGAAGAAGGGAAGGAAAGGGAACUAG
Closterium sp. Naga37s-1 is the source of this 11212-nucleotide messenger RNA. Lineage: Eukaryota; Viridiplantae; Streptophyta; Zygnematophyceae; Desmidiales; Closteriaceae. The record is from the annotation of a GenBank genome assembly.